UCAAAUCGCAGCACUCGUCGCUCUGUUCCCAGCAACGCACGCCGCCGCGCACACAGACCGUGCGCAGUCUUCUAUCUUUCUCCAAACGAUCGACACCUCGCUCUCACCUGUCACGUCAUGGCAGAUAUCUCGAAACAAGCGCUCCGCAAAGAAAUCGCCGCUAUCCUCAAGGGUGCGGAUUUGGCCGACACAUCAGCCAAAAACGUGCGCCAAGAGCUAGAAGAGAAGCUUGACUGCAAGCUUAUCGCGCGCAAGAAGGAAAUCGACGAAAUGGUCAUGGAGUAUGUAAGCAACGCGGCCGACAAAAAGGGCAAAAAGAAGGAUUCCGAGGAAGAGGAUGAGGAGGACGAGGAAGACGAGCAGGAGGAGAAAGAAACUGAAGAAGAUGAGGAUUCCGAGGAGGAUAAGAAGCCUGUAAAACGUGCUUCUUCCGCUAAGAAACCACCGGCGAAGCGCCCCAAGAAAGACUCAGACGAUUCGGACGAAGGCAGCGAUGCCUCCGGUGAUGCUUCCGAAGAAGAAUACAAACCAGUGAAGAGAGCGUCCACCGGCAAGCCGAGGGGUCGUAAACCAGCUCCCAAGAAGAAAAAAGGCUCAGACUCUGAUGGUGAUGAGGACUGGGUACAAGAGAAACCUGCUCCUCGCAAAACUGGUGCUGGUGGCGGCGCUGGAAAGGGCAAAGGCUACACCCGCCCGUUGACUCUCUCCCCUGAACUGGCUGCGCUCGUUGGACAGGAGGUGAUGGCACGACAUGAAGUCAUCAAGAAGAUGUGGUCGAUCAUCAAAGAGAAGAAUCUCUACGACCCCAAGAACAAGCAGUUCGCGAUAUGUGACGAAGCCAUGCAGAAGGUCAUCGGCGUAAAGCGCUUCCGCAUGUUCGGCAUGAUGAAGUACCUCAAGGAUCACUUCAUCGCCUAAGCUAGGCCGCGCACAUUCGUACUAACAUUUCAGACUAUUUACUACAUCUAAACAAAAAAAAAACGCGAAAACAUUUAAAAAUUUAACGGCCAGAAGUAGGAUGGAUUAAGUUUACAGUAUACAUACUUAGAUGGUAAUUUAAAUGUGCGCUGACAUUUACAGACUGUUUAGUUUUUAAGGCAAUCGCAAACAUUCACACACACACACACCCAAAAUGCAAAAUUUAAAGAAAUAUUUUGGCAAAGAAAAUUCGGUUUGUGACUUGGCGCCACGAGAAAAGUGGUGCGGAAAUAUUUGACACACUCGACAUUUAGAGGAUAAGGACUUGAGUUUUGCGAUCUAGGUAUUAAUCGAUAGAUGUGUUUAAGGAACGAAAAAAUGUAUAAUCGACGUUUUCCUCUGUGUGUGCACACUGGAGUACAUCACCUGCGAACAAAACUUUUCACUUCUAUUCGUGUGGGUGUUUUCCGUCAAUGUUCGAAACUUAAUUUACUGUGUGUAUAAUUAAUUAUUAUUUACAGGCAUCUCUUUUGCUUUGCACGCGAAGCGAAAGGGCGGUCGAAAGUCGCUACUAUUUAAUAAGAAUUCAGUUGUGUCGAAUUUUCAAAGGAUCGAUAUCGAAAACAAAUUAUAAAAGUCAUUUGUAGAAGAA
This is a messenger RNA of Dalotia coriaria, 1570 nucleotides long. RefSeq names its product upstream activation factor subunit spp27 homolog Non2 (gene Non2). Bases 118 to 918 code for a protein of 266 amino acids. The transcript is spliced from 3 exons. Gene Ontology annotation, cellular component: nucleus. Lineage: Eukaryota; Metazoa; Arthropoda; Insecta; Coleoptera; Staphylinidae. The record is from RefSeq and is a predicted model, not a curated record.